UUUUGCUUUCUUUGCGGAUUCAGAAGGGAAUUGAUGUCAUUUCGCUAGACAUGAAGGUUAAAAGGAAGAGACAAAGAAAAGAAGACAAUCGUGGAAAAUUUUGACAAAAAGUCAUUCAACAUAUGACAGAUUGAUGGAUCCCCAGAUCAGACUAUCUUAAAAGACUUGUGGGAUUUGUGGUGGGACUUCUUCUUUUAUAAAUUUUGUGUCAAUUUUCGGUGGGAGUUUAGCAAGGGGAUGGUGGCAUUGAUGGUACAAAUGCAUGCAGUGCUGGAAUUUAUGAGGGAUAAAGGAGCUUUGUUCACUGAUUUACUCCAUUUUCUGUUGCAUUCACUUCCCUACACAAUAAUGCCCUUUAGGAGCUAGUGCUUUCUUGCGUCACUUCUUUUUUUCUUUUUUCCCCCCUCCUAGCACUGUUUUCUGGAGAGAAAACGUAAAGUUGACGCCUCUGUUCCUAUCGCUCCUCCUUAUGUCAUAGCACCAUGAUCCUUGACAUCCAAAAACACCACAUUUUGUUUCCUCUCAUUUAUAGUCCUCACCAUAUUUUAAGCUAGUAUUUGAUCAUCUUUCUGGACCCCAAAAAGAUUUUCCUCACUCUACUUUGUUGUUUGUUCAUUUCAAGAUCGAGAAGCUGCGUUUACAGGAAUCGGGAGCAAUGAAAGAGAGAGGCAAAGCUGUAGAAGUGUUCAGCAACGACAUUGAGUAUUAUUCUUCAUCGGAUGCUCCUUGCAAGAAGCACCCAUCUUCAUCCUCCUCGGCUGGCAUUUGCGCUUAUUGUCUCAAGGACCGCCUGAUCAAGCUGGUCUGCUCCGACUGUGGAGAGCAGCGCCUCUCUUCUUGCUCUUGCUCCGAGAUCUCUUCCAAUCGGAAUUCAUGCACUGUCGAGGUAGGGAGUGUUGGUCGAGUCUCAUUCCUGAUAGAGAAUGAAAGGAACGAAAUUUCACGAUCGCAUUCUAAGCCCAAAGCCCAAGAGAGGGCUGAGGAAGUCGUUGUGCUCAAGAGGAGCAGCAGUAGCUGUGUUGAGAUCAAAAGAAGUACUGGGUUUUGGAGAAUUGGGAGGCUGUUUAGGAAGAAAAAAGAGAAGAACUUCGAGGGAUCGAGUGUUGCUGGUGGCUGUGACGAUAAAAGUGACUUGUGGUUGGUUGAUUAUAUGGGUGUGUCAAGGUCCAGAUCCCUCUGCAGUUUCAGGGGGGGAGGGUGGUUUGGGUCAGAGGAUGGUGAAAAUUUGGUUGUAUCAGCUGCUAGGAGUUCUAUUUCUGCUGCCAGGAGUUCUGGCGUCAAUGGUGGUCUACCCUUAGAUUCUGGGAGAAGAAGUGGUUUCAGUGAAGCAGAGCCAAGAAAAAGUGGGUUUGAUGGAGAAAAGAAAGAUAGUCACUUGGAGUCUGAAAAAGGUACUGAUCUUAAGUCUGUGAAGAAGGGUGGAAUUCUAGAGCCUGAUGCUGGUUUUAAUGGAGCUAACAGACGUAUUUUCUCACUCAAAGAGAGUGAUUUCAAUGGCAUGGACGAUUCAAGCUUUAUCGACUUGAAGCUCGAUUACUCAUCAGAAUCGAAGCCAGAGUUUCCUGCAGCAAAAAUGUCUGGAUUAACAAAUCCAGACUCGGCUUUUGGCAGUACGAGAGGGAGUAAUUUUGUGGCACAUGAAUGUGGGGGUUCUCUUGGGAAUUUGACGGGAGAUGGGAGUUUCUGUAAUGGGGGUUCCUGUAGGAUUACAGUGAAUGAGAAAGGGGUCAGAAAAGGCAGGAAAAGUAUGAAAGGAUGGCGCUGGAUUUUCAAGCACCAUCAAAGCUGGGGAAGUGCAAGGAACGACGAAGAUCUCAUGUUUAAAAGCUGAUGAAUGAAAAACCUAGACAGCAAAGUGUCGUUUCUGUGC
Molecule: messenger RNA, 1870 nt
Organism: Carya illinoinensis
Lineage: Eukaryota; Viridiplantae; Streptophyta; Magnoliopsida; Fagales; Juglandaceae
Exons: 1
Coding region: 656-1831 (391 amino acids)
Source: RefSeq, a predicted model, not a curated record